Messenger RNA from Phaeoacremonium minimum UCRPA7, 1023 nucleotides. Its product is annotated as putative tetratricopeptide repeat domain containing protein. The transcript has 4 exons. NCBI's taxonomy places the organism in Eukaryota, Fungi, Ascomycota, Sordariomycetes, Togniniales, Togniniaceae. The coding region runs from base 1 to 1023 and encodes 340 amino acids. The record is from RefSeq and is a predicted model, not a curated record.
AUGUGGAAGAUAACGAACGAACAUAUGAUCGCAGCGAUGCUGAGAUCCCAGCCUGAGCAGGUUGAGGAGACACCUGAUGUCACGAGUACCCAGUCUGCACACGCUGGUUUGGAGGUCAACACCUCGCCACAGGUUGACCCUUCUUGGGAAAUCAUUGUGCCAGGACAGGACUUGGAUGACGAUAACCUCGACGACGACGGUCAACCACAGCCCGAUAGUCUUGAUAAAGCCGAGGUUGUCGGGUCACUUGAAGACAUAGACAAUUCUGCCGCCGCCUGUAAGAUGCCCAAGAGACGCCAGACCUUCAAUGAAAUAGAUCGUCAAGAAACAAGCCGAACUCGCAAUAUCGGCGCUUGCCUCCGCUGUAAGAUGCAGCGCAUCCGUUGCAAGGAAAACCCAAAUGACCCAGAAGGCCCUUGUCUCACUUGCGCGAUGGUUUCGAAGACAUCUAAGAAGGUGAUUCAUCGCGUGAGUUGCGUUCGCUACAAGCUGCAAGAGAUAACUCUAUAUCGAACGAGCGGUCUUGGCAUCACCAAGCGAUGGGAGGGUGUGACCAUGCGAGAUGUCGAUUUCACCGAUGCUCCCGAACUUGAUAUUCGCUUCAUUCAAAUGGACCAGGGACUCUGCAGCGAGCCCAUGGCAUUCAGGGUCAGAAGGUUUGUACCUCAGCCAGGGGAUGUGCUGUACCGGAAAUGGCUUGACAAGAACGACCAAAUUCAUAAGAUGGUUGAAUUAGCACCCUAUGCUCUCGCUGACAUCCACGAGACGAAGGACAUAUUUGUCAAGUACAUAGACAACCAUGCAUUCGAGUGUCUGCAUCGAUUCGUCAGCAAUAGUCAUACUGAGACUCUGGGAAAUGCCCAAGAUGUCAUUCGGGACACGUACACCAUGGCUUUGAGCCAUUUUCAGUCACUUGGGGAUAACCCGCAGCAUAAUGACGAGAAACUAUUCUUGGCCAACUUGUUUAGGUUCUGGUUCGCCUUGCGUGAGUUCGACUCAGCCUCGGUCCAUUUUCUCAACUAA